UCGGGAGUUACCACCUGAAUAUUAUAUCCGAAUACACACUUGGGAGAAAUGCGGACCGCCGCAGGUACGAUUUUCGUGGUCGUCUGCUCGUCGAUCGCGCUGGUGCUCGCGAAACCGGCGCCGGAGCCGCCGGUGAGCUCGUACUUUCCACCCUCCGGUGGGGGUGGUGGCGGUGGCGUGUCCGGAAGCUACGGGCCACCCGCGGACCGUUAUGGACCGCCGCAGCAGAAUCCGGUGAUCCACAAGCACGUGUACGUCCACGUGCCGCCACCGGAAGCGCCCGAGUACAAGGCGCCGAAGCACGUGCCGUUGCCGCAGCCGCCGCAGAAGCACUACAAGAUCGUCUUCAUCAAGGCGCCGACGCCGCCUACGCCGACCGCGCCGCAAUUGCCGCCGCUGCCGCAGCCGGACGAGGAGAAGACGUUGAUCUACGUGCUCGUCAAGAAGCCGGAAGAGGCGCCCGACGUCAUACUUCCGACGCAGGCGCCAACGCAGCCCAGCAAGCCCGAGGUCUACUUCAUCCGCUAUAAGACUCAGAAGGAAACAGGGGGCGGCGAAUACGGUCCACCCGGACAACAACCUGGACAACCUAUCGACAGUUAUGGAGCACCGCAUCCGGGUCCCAGUGGGCCGUAUUAAAUUUGUCGUGAAGAAUUAAUCGAGAAUCUUCAAAAAACUCGGCCGCCUUCGACUCUCGGAGGUGGUUUCUCUAUUCUCGAUCACAUUUUUACUUCUCACAAUGACGCGGCCGUGAAUCCGGAUAUCCGGAUACACUUGGAUCUUAAUAACUGUAGGAGAUGUAUAUAUAUAUCGUCUGUGUAUCUCGUAAGAUAGAUCGCAUUGUGUGUUUUUUAAAAGAUGCUUAAGAGGCGGGCGUCUUCGUGUUGCGUUUUUUACUCGCACGCACAUAUAGAUAUCUGUAUAUAUACGUGAUUCUCUGAUAAUAUAACUGGCCGAGUAUCGAAUAUGAUCGAGAGAAAAAGAGAGCUCGUGUCUCUCUUCUUCUCUUAAAAAGAGAGAUGCAAGACAAAUCAUUUCAUAUACUAGUAUAUACGAGACGUCGAUGUUUCUUUCGUAUCUUUUAAGAAAAUAAUCGUAAAUAUACAUUUUUUAUAUCAA
Molecule: messenger RNA, 1119 nt
Organism: Nylanderia fulva
Lineage: Eukaryota; Metazoa; Arthropoda; Insecta; Hymenoptera; Formicidae
Biological process (GO): chitin-based cuticle development
Cellular component (GO): chitin-based extracellular matrix
Molecular function (GO): structural constituent of chitin-based larval cuticle
Source: RefSeq, a predicted model, not a curated record